AUGAAGUUUGGGUACAAGUUUUCUAACCUCUUCGGAUCGGUUUAUCAUCGCGGAAACUUAUUAUUCACCCCAGAUGGCAACUCUGUCGUUAGCCCUGUAGGAAACAGAAUCACCAUCUUCGACUUACGGAACAACAAGACUUACACCUUGUCUGUGGAGAGUCGAUUCAAUUUCACAGCUCUUGAUCUUUCGCCCGAUGGUUGCAUUCUGAUCGCUGUUAAUGAACAAGGAGAGGCACAUUUGAUCAGUUUAAUAAGCAAAACUACAGUUCACAAGUACCGCUUCAACAGGAAAGUUAGAUGUGUGCGGUUUAGUCCAGAUGGGAAACAUUUUGCUGCAUGCAAGGAGAACAAUGUCUUCGUAUUCAAAUCUCCCGGGCCGGCCACCGGGCAAUUUAACCCUUUUAUCAUGGAAAGAGUAUUCCACGGUGCCUUUGAUGACACUACGUGCCUAUGCUGGUCUUCGGACUCAAAAGUUUUGGCUGUAGGUUCCAAGGACAUGUGUACCAAACUUUACCCUAUGGAAAAAUUUGCUAACUUUAGAGCAAUGACUUUGGGAAGUCAUUCUGAUGCAAUUAGAGCUAUUUUCUUUGAAAAGAAUUCGCUAGACAUGAUAACUAUUGCCAGGAAUGGUCAUCUUUGUGUUUGGGAAAGCAGUAUUGAUCUUUCGGAUUUAGAACCAUGGGAGCCAAAACAGAAAGUAAAGAAGGAAGCUGAAAACAGUGACAGUGAAGAUGAUAUUCCACCGAAAAAAUAUGAUGAAGCUGAUUCCUCAAAGAAAAAAGACGACGAUAUGGACAUAGAGGAGGAUGGUGCAGUACAAAAAUUAGUGUACAAAAGAUUAGCCAGACACUAUCUUAAUGAUCUGGUUCGGACGGACAGAAGUGCAACCUUAACGUCAGCUGCAUAUCAUGAAAGCACUCACGUGCUUGUAACUGGUUUCUCAUGUGGAUCAUUCUUCUUGCAUGAAAUGCCAAAUGUCACCCUUAUUCACUCUCUUAGCAUCUCUGAUCAAGUGAUUGCCACUGUGUGCCUGAAUGCUCCGGGUGACUGGAUUGCUCUUGGGUGCGCUGGUCUCGGUCAACUGCUAGUCUGGGAAUGGCAGAGCGAGACAUACGUCAUGAAGCAGCAAGGUCAUUCCAAUAAUAUGACAUGUAUGGCUUACUCUUCAGAUGGCCAGUAUGUCGUGACAGGUGGUGGUGAUGGCAAGGUCAAACUGUGGAAUACCUCCUCGGGUUUCUGCUUUGUUACAUUCCAUGAGCACACUGGUGCUGUGUCAGGAGUGCAGUUCAGCCAGAAUAGGAAAUUUGUCAUCUCAUCCUCCUUGGAUGGCACGGUCAGAGCCUUUGAUAUGACCCGAUACCGAAAUUUCCGCACCCUGACAUCUCCCCGGCCUGUGCAGUUCACAUGUGUCGCCAUUGACAAGAGUGGGGAGUUUGUGGCAGCUGGAGGACAAGAUGUAUUUGAAAUUUACCUCUGGUCUAUGAAACUUGGCCGACUCUUGGAAAUUCUGUCUGGUCAUGAAGGCCCAGUGUGCAGUGUGGCAUUCAGUCCUAGCCUAACCAGUACUGCCAUGGCUUCUGUCAGCUGGGACAAAACACUCCGCAUUUGGAAUGCAAUUGAAUCUGGUUCAGCACAUAACACUGUUUCUCUAUCUGGAGAUGGUCUGUUUGUUACAUACCGACCAGAUGGAGAGGAGAUUGCUGUGGCUUCUCUUGAUGCUCAGAUUUCAUUUUUCAAUGCUAAAACUGGAGACCAAACAAGCAGUAUUGAGGGCCGAAAGGACCUUGGAAGUGGACGUUCUGACACAGACCUUGUUACUGCUAAACAAUCUUUAAAGGGAAAGGCAUUUAACAGUCUUUGCUACUCAGCUGAUGGACAAAACAUUUUGGCUGGUGGACAGUCAAAAAAUGUUUGCAUUUACAAUGUGAAAGAGUCAAUGUUAGUGAAGAAGUUUGAGAUAACUCAGAAUAGAUCAUUUGAUGCUGUUGAUGACUUUGUCAACCGGCGCAACAUGACUGAAUUCGGUAACUUGGCUCUUGUGGAGGAGAGAGAAGUCAACGAAGGAGGCAAUGUUGCGGUUCCUCUUCCUGGAGUGAGGUCAGGUGAUAUGGCUUCUAGAAAUGUCAAGCCCGAGGUUCGAGUUUACUCACUUCAGUUCUCACCAACUGGUCAAUCUUGGACUGCAGUCACAACAGAAGGACUUUUGGUCUACUCACUUGACGCUGGUUUGGUCUUCGACCCUUUUAUGUUGGAGUUGGGUAUUACCCCUGAGUCAACUAGGAAAACUCUAGAAGAUGAGGAUUAUGCUAAAGCGCUUAUGAUGGCUGUGAAGAUAAAUGAACAAGACCUUACCCAGGAAGUUUUGGAAUCGAUACCAAUUGGAAGCUUGGAGCUGACUGUUUCAUCCAUGCCAGCCAUGUAUCAAAUUAGGGUUCUUAAGUUUGUAGCAAGCUCAUUGGAAAGCACAAGGCACAUUGACUUCUAUCUCCGAUGGUCAACAUUCCUUUUGAAUUCUCUCAGUCCUGGUUUACUUCGUGACAGAGGUUCAAUUACACACUCACAACUUAUGCCUGUUCUGUUGACACUGCAGAAGGCUAUUACUCGCAAGCGUGACGAUCUUGCAAAAAUCUGUGAUUAUAACAAGUACACUCUUCGCUAUCUGAAGAAGUUGAGCGUGCUGAGGAAGAGCGACAAUGCUCUGGAAGGCACCUCCGAUGGUGAAGAAAAUGGCAACUCUGACAAUACAGAUGAAGAGGAACUGAUGCUUAUGGGGUGAAGCAGAUGUUAAUUGGUUACUGUUAAUAAAGAUGUAUUUAAUUUUA
Messenger RNA from Thrips palmi, 2824 nucleotides. RefSeq names its product periodic tryptophan protein 2 homolog. The coding region runs from base 1 to 2778 and encodes 925 amino acids. NCBI's taxonomy places the organism in Eukaryota, Metazoa, Arthropoda, Insecta, Thysanoptera, Thripidae. Gene Ontology annotation, molecular function: protein binding. The transcript is spliced from 17 exons. The record is from RefSeq and is a predicted model, not a curated record. Gene Ontology annotation, biological process: maturation of SSU-rRNA from tricistronic rRNA transcript (SSU-rRNA, 5.8S rRNA, LSU-rRNA); ribosomal small subunit assembly. Gene Ontology annotation, cellular component: small-subunit processome; Pwp2p-containing subcomplex of 90S preribosome.